UCUCUAUAGAGUUAAUGACGUGUCACUCGGAUAUGAAAACCCCUAAAUAACAUCCAAAAAAAAACUCGCCAUCGCAUCAAAAAGAAAGAGCCGCCGCUACUUUGCUCUCAACUGCCGGAAUACCCGCCGGAGCCGCCUGCAAGAUAAUUGCUUCGCCGCAGAUUUCUGUUAUUCUUUUCUUUCCAGUCAUUAUAAUGGUUAAUGCAACAAAAGGCGUCUUCAUUUCCUGUGACAUACCUAUGGCUCAAUAUAUCAUAAACAUGAAUGCUUCAAUGCCUUCAUGCGACAAGUUCAUAAUACAUGUCUUGGAUAGUACUCACAUGUUUGUUCAACCCCAUGUCGAGCUUAUGAUUCGGAGUCAAAUUGCAAAGUUUAGAGAAGACAAUACUUAUGUCAAGCCUUCUUGAUUUUAUUCAAUCUCGAUUUCAUCUUACCAAUAUAUGUUAUAUUAGUACUUUUGUUUAUUAUGUUCACACAUAUUGCUUAUUAGCUUUUUUGUUGUUGGCUCUGUUUUCACACAUUUUUGCAUGACUGUAGUGCAUUUUUUACUUUACGUGUUUA
Messenger RNA from Vicia villosa (hairy vetch), 561 nucleotides. Its product is annotated as general transcription and DNA repair factor IIH subunit TFB5-like. NCBI's taxonomy places the organism in Eukaryota, Viridiplantae, Streptophyta, Magnoliopsida, Fabales, Fabaceae. The transcript is spliced from 2 exons. Gene Ontology annotation, biological process: transcription initiation at RNA polymerase II promoter; transcription by RNA polymerase II; nucleotide-excision repair, preincision complex assembly. The record is from RefSeq and is a predicted model, not a curated record. Gene Ontology annotation, cellular component: transcription factor TFIIH core complex; transcription factor TFIIH holo complex. The coding region runs from base 195 to 407 and encodes 70 amino acids.